Nymphalis io (European peacock) is the source of this 2766-nucleotide messenger RNA. It is a transcript of the gene icln, whose product is annotated as methylosome subunit pICln. The transcript is spliced from 6 exons. Gene Ontology annotation, cellular component: cytosol; spliceosomal complex. Gene Ontology annotation, biological process: mRNA cis splicing, via spliceosome. Lineage: Eukaryota; Metazoa; Arthropoda; Insecta; Lepidoptera; Nymphalidae. Bases 160 to 873 code for a protein of 237 amino acids. The record is from RefSeq and is a predicted model, not a curated record.
UUCUGUCAAUUUUGCGUUUGUGAUUCGUAGUAAACGUGUUUUUGUGAAUUUAUUUUGUUUCUACAUUUUCGCAAUAAGCUUAUUUAUAACUAUAAAAUUUUAUUAGCCGCCUAUAUUAGGAUUAAUUUUAUUGUCAAUUAUUCAUUUUAAACCAUUACAAUGGUUGUUCUAUCUUCAACAUUUGCUGUACCGGCUGAGGGAGUUUUAUUUCAAACACCCUCAACUAAAUUACUCGUGAACGAUCUGGAAUUAGGCACGGCCACAUUAUACAUAACAGAAAAUAAUGUGAUUUGGGGUGGUGGAGUAAAUGCAUCCGGAGGUGCAUCUCCGACGAUAUCGCUCCUUUAUCCUAAUAUUUCACUCCACGCCAUACAGAGAGAGCCCAUUCCAGCCUUAUAUAUGGUUCUGAAUUAUGAGCUCAGGCUACCAGAAUUGAUUCAUCAGGCUGGAGGUGAUGCACAACAAAAUGAACAAGAUGAUGAUGACGACUUUGAUGCCGAUGAUCACCCCAUCACACAGCUGCGGUUCAUCCCCCAAAAUGAAUCGGAUCUCAGCACCAUGUACACAGCAAUGAGCCAAGGCCAGGCUCUUCACCCAGAUCCUGCUGAUGAAGUGGACGAUGACGACCCAUACAUGGAUGGAGAGGAAUUUGAUGAUGGCGACGAGGAGUUCGAGGACGCGGAGGAGAGCGCGGCGCCCGAGGCGGCCGAGCGCCUCGCCGCGCUGCGCCUGCACAACGGCGCCGGUACGCGCGGGGCCCGCGGGGGACCCGCAGGGGACCCGCAGGGGACCGUCCUUAGCCCCUUGUUUAAUUCUACUGUGAAGACGCGGAGGCCGGUGAAGAGUGAUCUGUCUGACAUGAUUAUUUGGUAAUUUACUCGCCAAGUAUUUACAGAUUCCCUAAGGAGGGACUUCUUGUUGUAAUAUCUUAGUAACGUUGUAAUAAUUCGCUAUAAAUGUCGAUCUAGUGUUAUGAUUGGUGAUUUGCAUUAUGUAUGAAUUUAUGUUACAUAUAAAUUGUACGGAUAUAAAUUUUAUCGAUAUUUCUUUAAUGUAAUUUAUCGUUAGUUAUGUUUAUAUACAUUUAAUAUACUAUCUCUCCCUUUUAUAAGCAUACAUGUUACAGUCAAAAUUCUAUACUGGUUAAAAUAAACAGUAAUUUUAAUUAGUGGACAUACGCUUUUUAUGAUUUUGUAUCUCAGUACUAGUACAGUACUAACGGCCAUUUUUAUAUAUUUCUUAAAAUGGUAGUUUAUAGAAAUUAAAGUAUCCUAAUAAUCUAACCUAAUUUAUGUUUUUAUUCGAAAGUACCUUGACAAUGUUGCCAGUCACAAAUAAUAUUGACCAAGAAAGAGUUCUGACUGUAAUAUUUACAUAUACAUUUAUAAUGGUCGUGUAUUGAAUAACUUAAUGUGUACACUUGGCUUAUGCUAAACUAAUAAGCACUGCCGCACCAAUGUUACUUAUUACUUUAUAUCUCAUUGGAGGAUUCCUUAGACAAUUAAAAGUGUUUUUUUUUAUUGUGACACAGAAGUAAUGAUUGAAACAAAACGCACAUUACAUUUAUGGCAUGAACUAAAUAGCUAUUAUAAAUGAAAAGAAUUGAAGUUUCAACUUGUCUACAUAUAAGUAACAUCUAUGAAAAAUAUAAGAUUUUUUGCCAUCAAAAACAAAGUGAUACCAAACUUUUUGAUACUAUUUUAAAAAUAAAUUUCAAUACUUUAUAUAAAAUUAACUUAAUAUCGAAAAUUUGAUUAAUAUCGAAAAUGUGGCAUUUUGGCGCUUUAAUUAAAUUUAUUUGAUAAUAUUUAAUUUCUAAAAAAUACUUGGAUGCCAUAAUAUAUUUAAAAAUCAGAAACCCGCCAAAAAUUGUGAUGAAAAGAAAGAAAUUAUUUGUGAUUUGUAACAGAUUAAAAAUUAUGCCUAUAACUUUGUGUCAAGCCAAAUUCAGUAACUCUUUAUGUAGUCGUAAUAAAAUGCAGUGAUGCCAACUUGGGGUAAACGCCCAAAUUUGGGGGAAUGAAGAUGUCCAGGGGGUCUAUUAUUCAACAUAUUUUUUUCCUUAAAAAACGCACGACUCUGUACAAUUUAUAUUAAGCCUUGAAUCAAUUAACAAACUAAACCACAUUAUACAUACAUUGAGAUUGAAAUAAUAGCUCAACGGUCAGCGUGCUUGUACAACACGUAAGAAGCCCGCCGAACAAAAAUAAAAAUCGUUUUUUUUCAUUGUUAUCAUCAUUAAUAAUAUUAGGUCAUUAAUUAAUGUAUGUAAAGUGUAAAAUGCACCCGCAUAAAUACAACAGCUAUUUUAAACUAUUUGAAUGUAUGUUUAAAUUGUGUAUGAAAUUACCUCUCAAACCCAGUGUACAACCAAAAAUUUAGGGGUUCUUAAUAGAUAUUUAGGGGAAUUGGAAGUUGGUCCUAGGGAGAAUAUUCCGUAGGAGUUGGCAUCACUGAUAAAAUGUUUUAUUUUUGGUAAAAUGUUUAUUGUAGUGAAUAGUUUUAUAAAAACGCUUAUAAUGUUAUUUCAUGUUUCUCUGAUUCUAUCUCCGACCGCUCAAAGUGUUUGUAUUCAGUGUUCAUAUUCAGAAAAUUGUUCGAUAUCGAAAUUCGAAUAUUAAAAUUAUAAUAAAAAAAUAACUCAAUUUUUCUCUAACCUUUAAUUGGAACCUUCUAGACACGCAGUAAGGUAAGUAAACUAUUUGUGAAAUGUAUAGAACUGGAGUAUAGUUGUAUUGAUAAGAGUAAUAAAAUAUCGAUGAGUCA